AUGGCGGGAAGCCAUCCGAUGCCGGCCGACGAGGAAGAAUUUCACGACGACAUCCACGCAAACGCCAUGCUCAACGCGGCGGAGGAUUUCAAGCCGUCCGAUUACAGCAACAUCAUCCGACGGUACUCGCACCUCGGCGCCACGCAUCCGAGUAACCCGCUUACUGUCGCGAAAGCUGGCGAAGACGAAAAAUCCGCCGGGGGGAAGACGCGCCGGUCGCAGUCCACAGGCGGAGGCGUGAAGAAGGGCAAGGGGUCAUCUGUGGCAUCGACGCUUGGGCGCGCAGCGGCGCGCGUUGGGAGGACGCUGGGCGCAAAGGGCGGGUCGCUCGCCAAGUCCAAGUCCUCCGUGGCGCCCCUUCAGUCCGACGAUGAGUUCUCCAAGCAAUCAGAGCAGCCGUCGAUGCCCAUCGUGCUGCAGCCGUUCAUGGGAUCGUACGGCUCAGAGACGAAGGCGCUGCAGGAGGAGAAUCGACGGCUGCGGGAGAGGAUCGCGAUGCUGGAAGCCGUUCACGCAGAGGAGGCGGAGGAGAGCGACGACUUGGCGCGCCAUCGCGUGCGAAUGCUCAAGUCGUCAAACUUGCAGCUAGAGCAGCAGAGCUCUGCCUUUCUGAGAGGUGACGUCGGUCAUUUUAACAGCUGCAUUCCUGUUGAGGCAACGUUGUUGGUUCUCGCAAGCCAUGCCACGUGUCUCCCCGUCUGUCCCGAUCGUUCCUUUCCGCAACCAGCUGCUGAGCGCCAUGAACACAAGUUCCCCCGCCCUCCACCCUAUUUCCGCCUAGCCCAAUUUAUCCGCCUCCACCUUUUUUCCGCCUUCCUCCUUCCCCCUUCCCCCCAACAGCUGCUUGCCUCCGAGUCCGCGUCGCUCACGGCGAAGGCGAUUCGCAACGAGCUGCUGAGUGCCAUGGACCAUCUCCACCGUACCGUCGGCGCGCUGCACGUGCGCGCGGAGGAGGACGAGGCGGAAGGGGAGCAGGCGGAAGGGGAAGCCGCGGAGGGCGCGGGCGGGGCGGAGAUGGGGAACUCGCACGCGGGGACUCUGGAACAGACAUUGCUGCCAGCUGCCGCGAUCUUAUUGGACGACGCGCAGCACGCCGCGGUGCAGGAGGAGAAGGGGAGCGCAGGCGAAGCGGUCGCGGCGGCGGCGGUGGCGAAGGGGGUGAGCACGGUAGGCGCAGCGCAGCAGCCGCUGACGCGGCGGAACUCGUUCGGGGGACGCGGCUCCGCCGCGCUCGCUUCCGCCGCGCGCCCCAGCACUCCCACCAGCCGCGGCACCUCGUCGUUCGCUAGCGGCUCUCCACGUGCCACGACCCCGCGCGCAACGCCCUCCGCCGGAAAGGGGAGCGCGUCGCCCACGGUGGGCGCACGGCGCGGUGGCGCGGCGGCGGGGAGCGCGGGGAAGGGAAAGACCAGUGGCGGAAGCUUCAAUGCGCGCGGGUGGGGAGUCGGCCCGGGGAAGCGGAACGGCGCGAACAAUAAAACUGCGGACAAAAAGACCGCCGCAUCUGGCGCCGCGAAUGACGGAGACGGCGGCAUGGAUUUGACCUCUGCGGGGAGCCGCAGCGCGAGCAUGAAAGACGGGCCGCUGGUGCUAGACCCCUCUAUAGUCACAUCUUCUGCUGUGUCCACACCUAUGGGCACGCCGCGCGCGGGGAGUACUCCCGCGGGAAGCCCGUUCGCCGCGUCGGCCGCGGCAGCCACUCCCGCGCCAACACUUGGCAGCCUGCUGGCGGCGUCGGGCCAGGUGGCGAUCGCGAAGGAGAAGCUCGAGGAGCUCGCGAUGUGGAGCAAAGAAGCGCGGGAAAAGGUUCUGAUGCUGCUGCCCGCGCCGGGCGGAAAGGUCGGCGAGCUGCCCGCGGAGGAAGGCGCGGGGAAGGCGGAGGACGCGGAAGCCGCGGGGGGAGCCGGCGGAGCGGAUAGGACGAGCAUGAAGGCGAUGGGCGCACCGGAGCUGCCGUGUGCGGGGAACCGAUUCAUGGCGACAAACGAGGACGGCGACCCAGUCGCGGGCAUCGCGGCGAACAUUUGCCGCUCCAUCGAAGGGACCGCGCCGCUGCUGGAGUACGCGCGCGUGCACGAGCUGGAGGGGCGGCUGGCGGACCUCCACCCGCGCCUGCUCGCGCUCUCGUCGCUCCUCGAUAAUGUCGUCUUCCCCAGCCUGCCCGCCGAGACGUCCAGCGCAGUGCUGCAGGAGAUCCGCGUCGCCAUCGCUGACGUGUACGACACCACGCGCGCGCUCUCCGAGCUGGCGGCGCUCGUGCCAGCAGGCGCACAGCUAUUCGGCGUGGGAACCGGGGAGAGCCUGAUGCUGGCAGCAGCAGCAGCCAGGGCGGCCGGAGCAGAGGAGGGAGGAGGAGGAGGGGUCGAGGGGGAGAUGAUGGAAGUUCAGCAGAGGCUGGAGUGGGAGAGGGAGAGGAGGAGGAGGGAGGGAGUGAGUGUGGCAGACCUCCCUUCAGUGGAACAGCUGCUGACAGCGGGGCUUGCCGGGAUCGUGGGAGAUGGGGGGGGCUUUGGGGGAGGGAUGGGGGGCGGAGGGGAGGGGGAGGUGCAGGCGCGGGUGGCGGAGGUGGUGGGGAGGUGUCGCAAGGUGGAGGCGCUGUGGCGUGCGGAGAUGUCGGGGCUGCAGGAGGAGAUGGGGUUCUACCGUGGCUGCCACGCUGCCCAGGCAUCGCACGUGAAGCAGAUAGCAUCAGCAGCAAAGGAUGCGCUGCAGACAGUGCUGGGCGAUGCACACGAGAUUGUCUCUGCUGCCGCCACGUCCAUCCAAAAGCGGCGAUUGCAGAUUCUGCUGGCAGUGACCGACUUUGAGAGCGAGCCCACGCCGGAGAUGAUGCAGCAGCUCGCAGCCAAAGUCAAGGAGGAGGCGGGCACGCUGAGGCGCUUUGCGGAGUUGCUGCCGCAGGCCUUCUCAGCCGAGGCCAAGGUGGCCGAGGUGUUCGACCCGCUGGAGCGCGAGUUCAAGGAGAGGAUGCAGGCUGUGUUUGAGACCCUCCAGGCUCGGCGAGCAGCGCUGGCUCGGCAGCGCAAUGAGCUGCACGGGCAGAUCAGCGGGCGGUUUGCAAACCAGUCUGGGCAGCAGGGGAAGGGCAAGCUAAUGCGGGUCAUUUCCCUGCUGCAGCAGUAA
Molecule: messenger RNA, 3123 nt
Organism: Closterium sp. Naga37s-1
Lineage: Eukaryota; Viridiplantae; Streptophyta; Zygnematophyceae; Desmidiales; Closteriaceae
Source: the annotation of a GenBank genome assembly